Molecule: messenger RNA, 1110 nt
Organism: Sclerotinia sclerotiorum 1980 UF-70
Lineage: Eukaryota; Fungi; Ascomycota; Leotiomycetes; Helotiales; Sclerotiniaceae
Exons: 1
Coding region: 1-1110 (369 amino acids)
Source: RefSeq, a predicted model, not a curated record
AUGUCAUCGGAAUGUAAAAUCCACCUCCUAGACGGAGGUCUUGGCACUACCCUCGGAGACUCCCACCAAGUACAAUUCACAGAAAAGGAACCUCUCUGGUCUUCUCAGCUUCUUAUUCCGACACAUCCCCAUGGACCUAACACGCUCCUCGCUACUCAAAAGUCCUUUGUAGAUGCCGGUGCUGAUAUCUUAUUAACUGCUACUUAUCAAGCGAGUUAUGAAGGAUUUGGAAGAUCUGGCUAUGCUGUUCAUUCCCACUCAUCCUCUGGUUUCGAGAAAGAAGAUGGAGAUAAAGAAGAAGUCAACGAGAUCAUGAGAAGCGCGGUAGAUAUCGCUUCCAAUGCAUUUUCUGUCAAAAAAGAUUCGAAUGGCAAAAUUGCACUAAGUCUUGGUGCAUACGGUGCAAUCAUGACCCCAGGACAAGAAUAUACGGGAAAAUAUGAUGAUCAACAUAAAUCAAGCGAACAUCUGAGCUCGUGGCAUCAUGAAAGAAUUUCUGUUUUCUCGAGGGAUCCAAAAUCUUGGGACAGAGUUGAUUAUGUGGCUUUUGAAACCAUUCCGUUAUUGGAGGAGAUUGAGGGUGUAAGGAAAUCUAUGGGAGAAAUAGAAAGGUCGAAUGGUGGAAAGACCGGAAGCAAGCCAUUUUGGGUUACAUGUGUAUUUCCUGGCGAGGGAAAUGGGUUGCCGGAUGGAAGUUCUGUACAACAAAUUGUGCAAGCGAUGUUGAGCAAAAAAGAAGGUUCCCCAGUACCAUUUGGCGUUGGUUUGAAUUGUACCAAAGUUGGAAAAGUCGAAGCUUUGAUACUGGACUUCGAGCGUGAAGUUAGGUCUUUAAUUGAAAAGGGAGAUGUUAGUGAGUGGCCAUCUCUGGUAGUAUAUCCCGAUGGAACAAUCAAGGGAGAAGUCUACAAUACCUCUACCAAAGUAUGGGAAAUUAGGGAACCACCCGGAAAAGAAGAUUUGCAGUGGGAUGAAGCAGUUCUGGAGAUUGUCAGGAGGACAAGGGACAGAGGUUUGUGGAAGGAAAUUAUUGUGGGAGGUUGCUGCAAAACUACACCAAGGGAAAUUGGAAAGCUGAGAGAGAGGAUCGAUCGGUUAAUUAAGGAAUAA